Messenger RNA from Cladophialophora carrionii CBS 160.54, 1563 nucleotides. RefSeq lists its product as uncharacterized. The transcript has 3 exons. The record is from RefSeq and is a predicted model, not a curated record. Lineage: Eukaryota; Fungi; Ascomycota; Eurotiomycetes; Chaetothyriales; Herpotrichiellaceae. Gene Ontology annotation, molecular function: protein binding. Bases 1 to 1563 code for a protein of 520 amino acids.
AUGGCCAGUGGCGGCGUCAAGCGAUCGCUCUUCAGCAAGCCCGCGUGGGCGGCGGCGUCUACAAAGGGCACAAAGUCCGACGCAAGCAAAGAGGACGGCGGUUCGAUCUUCGGGCGCAAUGUCGCCUACGACGAAAUCUUGAGGGCACAAAAAGCAGAACGAGAGCGGAAGGCUGCCAAAGCAAAGGCACGGAGCGAGAGGCAGAAGAGCAAGGAAGCGAGUGAGGGUCCUCCUGAGUGGAAGAGGCGGAGGAUCUCGACCGAGCUGGACGAUAACUCGGACACCGAUGGGGCCAAGAAGAAGAAGAAGAGUCGAGACAAGCCCGUGAUGACGAGGAGUACGCCGUCGGAAGGAGGAAAACCGCACACAGAUGAAUUGGAUGCCCCGGCGCACAGUCCGCAUUCUAGUCGUAAGGACAGUGGAAAGGCCACCGUUCUCAACCGGGACCGAGAUGGGGACGGUGAAGACGACGAGCUAAUCAUGCUCACGCCUCCGAAGGUUCUGGAUGCUACGCUGAAGGGGGGGAAGAUGAAGAAGAAGACGACGACGCCCAACCCGGAGGAUGGCCUCGACGAUGAACAAACGUCGUCAGAAGAAGACGAAUACCUCCGCCAAUUGAAGCAAAAGGCGCGCGAAAAGGCUCGACAACAGCGUGAUCAUCUAGGUGAUGCCACGAGGCCACAUACGCCCAGUAGUCGAGGAAAUUCAGCAGCGUUUGAACACAACCACCAGCGCUCCUUGUCCGCUGCAAAAGAUCAUUCACCGCGCUUCGCUUCCACAACUCCCACUUCUGCUGCGUCUUUCAAUACCCCGAAAGAAACACCCGCACCUGCACUUGCCCCAGCCCCUGCCCCGGUACAAGAAGAGGACCCGGAGGUCAAAAUCCUCAUCUGUUCCGAGAUCCACGGCACGAAGCCUCUAAUCGUGAAGCGCAGGGCGUCGCAAUCCCUCAAACAAGUCAAAGAAUUCUGGUGCCGGAAAUUCGAGCUCGAUGAGAGCGUGGCCCGCCAGGUCUUCUUCACUUGGAAUGGCACGCGACUGUUCGAUUCGACGACAAUGCGUGGGAUCCUUCGAAACUUGAAGAAGGAGGCCUGGCAGAAAGGCAGGACCAAGUAUGCGAACCUGGUCGACGCAGAUGACUUUGACGAAAACAGCGCCCAGGAUCCGAGUAACGGGAAUAUCGUGGUCGAGGCGAUGACACAGGACAUGUACGACCGCCGACAACAGAGACAACAAGACGGCACCGCCGACUCGGAUCAGCAAGAUCACGACCAAGAUCAGCACGGGCGGGCCGAAGAGCAGGCUCCGACUCAACCGGACAUGAACGCAGGGGCGAUCAUAAUUCGUUUGGUUUCCAACAACAAAGAUCUCGAGCCCAUGCAACUGCGCGUGCGGCCGCACACGACCAUCGGGAAGAUCAUGCGCGGAUAUGCAGCGACGAGAAACAUCGACGAAGGGAAGACUCCGUGGCUGAUCUUUGACGGUGAGCGGUUGGAGCCCGAGAUGACGGUCGACGAGGUCGGGUUCGAGGACGAGGAGCAAGUUGAGGUUAGCGUUCGCUAG